AUGGAAGACCCUGUUCUAGGCAGCUGGCCACCUGUUGAGCUGAGUGAGCUUCGAUUAGCCUGUGAGGAAUGCCACAAGCGAAAGAUACGAUGUCGUGUCUCGCACCACAGCUCUGAAGGCACCUGCGAGGCCUGUUCGGAAAAUCAGCGGCAGUGUCUUUUUUCUCUCAAGUCCAAGACUGGACGGCCGAGAAAAGCAAACUCCCAAAACAAUACAAGACACGGCGUCAAUCGAAAUCGCCGGGCCAUAUCACCCUCAUUCCUCGAUCGCACCUCUUCCGGCGACUCAGUGGCCAAGCAGAGUAAAGCACAGCGUCGCUCAAGCACGAGUAACCAGAUUACCGACUACUUUUCGUCGGCAUUAUCAUUACCAACGUCGCCUCCUCUGUCCUACUUGACUCCACACCGCCACACCUCCAACACCGAAAAAGAUUUGACCGUCUUCCAAAACUUCCAUUCGCAGGUUGAGGAUAUGACGACCGACAGGCUGAUGUCCAGCCUCCCACUACCGUCGCCCUUGGACACCAGUCCGUUGCCCGACAGUGCCGGCCAGAAUGCCAUGGCAAACUGCUUUAACCACAUGUCAGACGUCUCCGGCGAGGCAGCCACCACGUCGACAGAAUUCUUCGACGUCAUGCAGAUCUGCAACGAGAUACACGGAUGGAGCCAGAACUGCUCACUUGAUCUGUGCGCCGACACGAGCCGAAACAAAAUCUUUGCCAUGUCCUGCACCAUUGACAAGCUGUUUCAGACGGUAUUGAAGAUGCCACAAGACCAGGGUAGCUUCCAAGCUCGUAAAGAGCAAUACUCGUGGACCAUCUUGCGUGUAGCCGUUGAGGAAGCUGUUGAAAUCAUAGCUGAUCUCGUUUUCUUUACCCUAAAAAUGGGCGAACAGCAGUCGAGCCACAGACAGGGAAGCAAUACAAGCUGUGCUUCAAGUUGUAGAAACUCUAGUACUAGCCAGUCUUGCCGAUGCUCCAGGACGGCCUUGUUGAGUCGCACUGAUCAGGUCAGAAGACAGGCCUGGGGCUUAAUGGAGAAGUUGCGGGAUAAAUGGGUAUGA
Molecule: messenger RNA, 1062 nt
Organism: Akanthomyces muscarius
Lineage: Eukaryota; Fungi; Ascomycota; Sordariomycetes; Hypocreales; Cordycipitaceae
Exons: 2
Coding region: 1-1062 (353 amino acids)
Biological process (GO): regulation of DNA-templated transcription
Molecular function (GO): zinc ion binding; DNA-binding transcription factor activity, RNA polymerase II-specific
Source: RefSeq, a predicted model, not a curated record